Messenger RNA from Mucor mucedo, 1399 nucleotides. RefSeq lists its product as uncharacterized. Bases 1 to 1137 code for a protein of 378 amino acids. The transcript has 8 exons. The record is from RefSeq and is a predicted model, not a curated record. Lineage: Eukaryota; Fungi; Mucoromycota; Mucoromycetes; Mucorales; Mucoraceae.
AUGAAAAGAAAAAUAGAGCCUGAUAAGGAUGAUGAUGAGCAAAGGCGAAAACAGUCCUUACGGGAAAGAACAGUGGGUUUUAAUGUCCAGGAUAGUGGUUUAACUACUCAAGAUGAUGGUUUUCCACAAGGACUUUUGACUUUUACUUGGGCAGAUAAAAACAGCAGUGAGAUUAAACUGCCUUCCUAUGAAAAUAAAGAACUUGAGGCAAGAUUUGAGAAGCACAAGGAUUCUUAUAUUCAUGAGACCACCUACUUCUUUCUCAAAUCUACCAAGACACCUGUGCCCAACCCAACAGGAUUGCAACUUGAUGGAAAGAAACUAGAUGAAAUGAUUGUUAAUCUGCUAAAAGAAGAAGUUCAAUCUAUGUAUGAUAAGAAGUGGAGGCAAUUUUUUAUCAAGAACAGUAAUACCGCGAGUAGUAGCAGUGGUGAAAGUUCUUUGUUAAAUCGAUUUGGCGCAACAUUAUCCAAGAAACAGCUUCCUACUGGAGUAGUGCCACUUGUAAAACAAAAAAUUGAGCUUAUGCUACAUAACAAUGAAGUUGAAGGUAUGUCUGGAGGCGAUAUACCAAAAUCGGCCAUGUGGCUAUACAACAAGAUUCAACAUUUUAAAGAGCAAAAUUUGAUCAAUAUUCAUGAUUUGGCCAAUAAUUUCUUGGAAAGAGUUGAACACAACACCAAAAUAAUAAUAACAGUGGGAAAAACACUCAAGUCAGUAAUCAAUAGUAAAUUCGACUAUGACAUUCCACGUGAAAGGCUCGAUAUGUUACAAACAACAUGCAGAAAAUCAAUAGCAGGUCUUUCUAAAGCUAUUGAAACGCUGAUUGAAAUUUUAUUUUCUGGAAAAGUUGGACAAGACAAUUCGGCCACUACCUAUGAUAUUAUUGAAUUGGAUGACAUUGAUUUUAAUAAUCAAAACAUUGGAAAAGGUGAACAAGAUAUUGCUCUUUUGUCAAAUAUAACUUUAAAAUCACUGGAAGAAGCAGAUUUGUUUUCAUAUGCCGGUUUUUGGACAAUAAUGUCAAAAUAUGCAAUCAAUGCCAAUAUGAAUGAGACCGAUGCUUUCAAUUUCACUACUACACCUGCUCUUGCUAGCGCUUCAAGAUCUAAGAGUGGUGGUGACUUUGCUGCUUAGAAUAAAUCUUGCAAAGAAGCGGUUUUUUGGCUCUAGAAAAAAGCACAAUAGGGAUACUAAAAAAGUCUCAAAGGCUAAAGGAACCAAGUUGAGCAAGGGGCUUUUAAAACAAAAAAUGGAAACUCUCUUUGAAGUGCUUAUAAAGUAUCAAAGGGGUAAAGACAGAAAACUUCCGUGCAUAACGAGAUUCAUCAAGGCCAUUUUUGAUUCGACAUAUUACGUUAUUAACAAAACCACUGGCAGCGAUCCGGAAGAUGAAGGU